CGGCGACCGACGGAGCGUUCUGCGUGCUGCGCUGACUUUGUGACGUCACUUCUCCCCGAGUCUGAGGACCUUCCGCCAUGUCGGCAGCUGCUGAGGUUCAGAGGACGGCGGCCGUGGACCUGGGCGCCCUGCUGGACGCGGGCGACGGCGCGGUCGUCACGCUGGUGGCGGGAGAGACGCGGCUGGCGGCGCACCGCGCGGUCCUGGCCGCCAGGAGCCCCGUGUUCCGAGCCAUGUUCCAGCACGACACGCUGGAGGCCAGCUGCGGCGAGGUCAGAAUUACAGACGUGGGGGGCCCGGUGCUGCGGCAGCUAUUGUCUUACGUGUACACCCUGCAGGCCCCCCAGCUGACCGACACGGCCCCGGAGCUGUUGACGGCAGCCGACAAAUACGGCCUGUCCGCCCUGAAGGCCGCCUGCGAACAGCAGGUGGCGGCACAGCUGGAGGUGGAGACGGCGGCGGCUGCAGCUGUGCUGGCGGUGAGGCACUCGUGCCCCAGCCUAACUGCGGCCGCCAUCCACUUCAUAAGGUCUCAAACACACAAAGUAAUGGCGACGCAGGGCUGGGCAGAUGCUAUGCGUAGCUGCCCUGAGCAUCUGAUUGAAGUCAGUCGGCUGCUCGGUGAGCCACCAGCAGAACCCAGGUGA
Schistocerca americana (American grasshopper) is the source of this 647-nucleotide messenger RNA. RefSeq names its product speckle-type POZ protein-like. Gene Ontology annotation, molecular function: ubiquitin protein ligase binding. Lineage: Eukaryota; Metazoa; Arthropoda; Insecta; Orthoptera; Acrididae. Gene Ontology annotation, cellular component: cytoplasm. The record is from RefSeq and is a predicted model, not a curated record. Gene Ontology annotation, biological process: proteasome-mediated ubiquitin-dependent protein catabolic process; regulation of proteolysis. The transcript has 2 exons. Bases 78 to 647 code for a protein of 189 amino acids.